AGCAUAUGAUCUGGACUGGCAAUCUACGGUGGAAAGGGUGCUGACACCGUUGCCUUUUCCGCCAGUAGAGCGACAAUGAACCGGCCGCGGAGAGUCGGAACGGCGGCGGCGGCAUUAUAUAGACAUGUUUUUUUCUUGUGGUUUUCUGAGCGUUCUUCGGAUAUACUCCUUUUUGCAUUGUCGGCGUGGCGGGCCGACAGCUUUCGAUUCUCACUUAUUUUUUCCCGCUCUCGGCAUCGCCACCAUCACCACAUCCAGGGACAAGCAAAAGACAGGAAAUGAGAGCGGGGGCGGCGCCGUAACAGCAGCAGACAGGACAGACGGAUCGAUGGAAGCGGGAAGACGAAAACCAUCACCAUAGCAAUGGCGUUGCGUUGCGUGCUUCCAUUGUUGCUUUCCGUUUCCUCCCAACACGGUCCAGUUCCUUUUCUCUUCACCGUCGAUUAGCG
Molecule: messenger RNA, 449 nt
Organism: Aplosporella prunicola CBS 121167
Lineage: Eukaryota; Fungi; Ascomycota; Dothideomycetes; Botryosphaeriales; Aplosporellaceae
Exons: 1
Coding region: 125-361 (78 amino acids)
Source: RefSeq, a predicted model, not a curated record